Messenger RNA from Musa acuminata subsp. malaccensis (wild Malaysian banana), 1775 nucleotides. RefSeq lists its product as uncharacterized. Lineage: Eukaryota; Viridiplantae; Streptophyta; Magnoliopsida; Zingiberales; Musaceae. The record is from RefSeq and is a predicted model, not a curated record.
AACCCCACCGCUUCUUAUGUUGCCGACGGUCGCCGCCCCGGGCGAUGAUGCUUCUUGAGAGACUCAGAAUCGCCGCCUCCGCCAAUCUGGUCGUCGAAGCGUGAUUUGGGCGAGGGAAGGCUUCUUGUUGCCGAGGCGUCGAUCGUUCGUGGCAAUGGCUUCGUCCGCCGAGGGUUUAGUGCCGAUCACUAGGGCCUUUUUGGCUCGAUAUUACGAUACGUGCCCUCUGCCCCCGCUUUCAGAAGACGUAUCGCGGCUCACCGCGGAGCUCCGGGAGUUGUCGGACGGGCUCGCGAGGGAAUCCCCCCUUACUUCUGGUGAGGAGCUCUUGGUACAUGAAGUAGACCAUCAGCCUGCCCAUAAAAUUGAUGAGAACUUGUGGAAGAACAGGGAGAAUAUUGAAGAAAUUUUGGUUUUGCUCGAGGAAUCUCAUCGACCAAGAUUGCUUCAAGAGAAAGCCAUCCCUGAAUAUGUAGAUAUAGCUGCUACACUUGGAGAACUUGAAGUUAAGCUUAGGAGUACUCUGAAGACACUGGAGGCAUUUCAGCAAACUAAUGCUGAUAAUGUAUUUAAUACAGUGAUGACUUAUAUGCCACAAGAUUUUCGUGGUUCUCUCAUCAGACAGCAAAGAGAACGCUCAGAGAGGAACAGGCAAGCUGAGGUUGAUGCUUUAGUUAACUCUGGUGGAAGCAUACAUGAUCGAUAUGCUUUAUUGUGGCAGCAGCAAAUGGAGAGGAGGAGACAACUAGCUCAGCUUGGUUCUGCAUCAGGGGUGUACAAGACACUUGUGAAGUACUUGGUUGGCGUCCCACAGGUUUUAUUAGAUUUCAUACGCCAAAUAAAUGAUGAUCAAGGGCCGAUGGAGGAACAAAGACAACGUUAUGGGCCUUCUCUAUACAGUCUCACAAAGAUGGUGCUCAAUAUUAGACUGUUUCUUUUACUUACAUGGGGGCGUUUUGAGGAGAAGAAAAUACAAAUGGAUCAAAUUUCUCUUAUGCAGCAUGCUGUCGAUCUAUACACACAUGAAUUUGAGAAAUUCAUCAAAUUUAUCAGUAAGGUGUAUGCAAAUUCCCCAUUUUUUAUAAGGGCAGAGGAUGCAGGAGCCACUGAAUCAAGGAAAAGUUAUGAUGACUAUAAAGAAACCAUCAUUCCUCCAGGAAAGACACAUGAGAUCACAUUAACAGUUGAAUCUAUAAAUUCAUAUAUUGCUUGGGAUUUCUCACUCAUCCAAGGGACCCUCAGCCACGACAUUGGAUUUCACGUGGAGUAUGUUAACCCUUCUGGUGAUGUUACGCUAAUUUUACCAUACCGGAGAUAUGUGUCUGACCAAGGAAAUUUCUGCACAAUCCUGGCUGGAUCGUACAAACUUAAAUGGGACAAUUCUUAUUCAACAUUUUCCAAAAAAAGCUUGCGGUACAAGGUCGAUGCCGUACCUCCAGUUGUCGAUACACCACAUCCUAUCGAUGAACCCUAAUUGAGAGACCUUACCGGCUAGGUAUAUGCCCUUGUGACAUACUAAUAACAAUUCUUUUGCAUCAUCUCUUUGUAUUUAGGGUCUGGAUCAGACUCCUCCAAUCACCGACCUCAGGGUCUAUUUGUUCUUGCUCUACCCAUGUCAGACAAAUAGCUAGUCUUUGUGAUUGUAAUGUACACAGCACAUGCAUUUGAAACAUUAUAUAUGCCUACUGUUGAAUCUGUUCUGGCAUGCAUGCUUUGGCUGAAACUACUGCUAUUUGGCACACAGGCUUUUAAUCUGAUACUUGUGAUCUUGUUCA